GUCAUCGUCUUCACUAGAAGGAAACGACCUGUAGCGAAAAGAUGUUUCUUAUAAUGAGUCGAAGUACACGUUUAAACAUGGCGACCUGACCGAGGGUUUAUUGAAGCCACGAUGUAUGGCAUGCUACUUGAAAGCAUCCAGCAUUACUUAAAAGAAAUCUACGGUGAAGAGGUUUGGAAUAAGAUCCGUUCUUUAGCAGGUGUCGAGAAUCGAGUUUUUGUCACGCAUCAUCGUUACAGUGAUGAUUUAUUCCUCAAACUCGCUGAUGGCGCUGUUGAAGUCGUCGGAAAACAAAACGGAUGGAAGAAGAAGGAUUUCAUGAAAUUUUUCGGAAACUGCUUCGUGAAAUUUUUCUCCAAUUAUGGCUAUGACCGCAUUGUGCGAGUGACUGGAAGAAAUCUUGGGGCUUUCUUAAACAGCAUCGACAACAUACACGAACAGAUGAGGUUUGGGUACCCGAAAAUGGAGUCUCCUAGUUUUUACUGUGAGGAUGAAACGAGUUCAGGACUAUCACUUCAUUAUUUAUCAAAGCGGAAAGGAUUUAAAUACUAUGUCAUUGGCCAAAUAGAACAAGUCGUUCGCGAGUUUUUCCCAAUGGAAAUUGAGAUAACAGUAAUUGGACAUCAACAAACAGCGCACAACUCACAUGUUAUCUAUCGUUUAAAUUUCGACAACCAGUCAUCGAAGCCUUUUAUUCCUAAAGCACUGUCCCCUCCUGGGAAGACUAUUCCCAAAUGGCUCUCUCUGGAUACUUUCUUCGAGAUUUUCCCGUUUGGUUUUGUUAUUUCUCGUAAUAUGAAGAUAAGCAUGGCGGGUUCGUAUAUUUUAACCAUACUUGGAGACUCUGUACUUGGAAUGGAUGUAUGUGAGGUGUUUGCUCUUAGAAGACCAAAGGUUGAAUUCACAUGGGAAAACCUACAAAGGAAUCCAGUCGUCUUCGAAUUAAUCUCCAAAAUCCCAACCAAACCUGCAUCAUCAACAACUUUUUGCAAAGAAUGUCAAAGCCCAUCCUUAAAAGAAUACCCCAAAUGUACCUUCAUGAAACCCAACUGUGACGUCAUCGACAGUGGUUACCAUAGUGAUUAUAAAGGUUCAACUUGUCGGACAAAAACUGCCACAUUAAAUGGUGUUAAUGUGCACUGUAAUGGUGUGAAGAAGUGGAAUGGUUUUACAAGUGCCGGCACUGAGACGACAGACGACGAAAAUCAAAACGAAGUUGGAAAAAGUUAUGAAGGUUUGGCCAAUAAGGACCUUGUAAAAACAAAAAAUGGUUUUAAUUGUUUGUUAAAAUCGAAUGAUAAGACAGGAUUGUGGAGAAGCAAGGCAAGAUGGGAUCUUCAUACAGCAAGCAAGUCUAGUCUUGGAUCAUCAGAUACAGAAGGUGACGAAACGAGCGCCAAACGACAGCGCAGUCUUCACCUCAAGGGAGAAAUGAAGUAUAUCUCUUCCUGGGGGAAGGUGCUUUUUGUGUGUUCACCUUUAAUAAGUGACCUGGACGAGAUGGUAGAGUUAGGUCUCUACAUGAGUGACCUGGGUAUUUAUGACAGAUCUCAAGAGAUGGUGUUAUCUGGUAUCAAACCAUUACCACAACUAGAGUAUGCGCGUGAUCAGCUAAUAGACAAAAGUGCAAAAUUGGAAGAAAACUUAAGAAAACUUGAAGAGGAAAGACAACGAAGCGACGAACUUCUGUACAGUAUGUUACCAAGACCUGUGGCAGAUCGACUCAAAAAUGGUGCAAAACCAAUUAAUACUUGCGAGUAUUUUGAAAGUGUUACUGUCCUGUUUAGCUACCUGGAUGGGUUUAUCAAGCUGUGCUCUAGUGUGGAUGCCAUGGAAGUUGUCACUAUUGUCAAUAAGAUGUUUAUUACCUUUGAUAACCUCAGCGAAAAGUAUGAUGUCUAUAAAUUUGAGACCCUAGGGGAUGCUGUAUACAUGGCGGUCAGCGGGGCUCCUGUUAGGAAGGUGCGCCACGCAGAGCCUAUGGCGGCUAUGGCUUUAGCAAUGAUGGAUUCGAUGACGAUGUUUCUUAAAGACAUCACUAAACACACCUUAACGUUGUCAAUCGGCAUGCAUUCUGGCUCAACAGCCGCUGGAAUAGUAGGACAGAAGAUGCCACAAUAUUGUUUAUUCGGAGAUACUGUAAACAUCGCUGCAAGACUACGAACAACAUCCUUGCCGAUGAGAAUUCACAUCAGUGAUAGCUGCGACGCCUGUCUCAAGGGCACAGAAUUUCAGACAGAGUUUCGGGGAUACAUACCCUUAAAGGGACUCAAGGAAGAAAUGAAAACCCAUUGGUUAAUAGGAAGGAAAGAUGAGAUAUUAAAGGAACAGAGAAGCUAACGUAUGACUAAAUUGAGUGAAUCUCGACAGCACUGCGAGUGGUGUAGCUGCGAAUAAAUGGUAGAUCUUGACGAAAAACCUCGAGCAGGGUGGUGAAAUACCUCCCUGAAUCGAAGAGUAAUCUUAAUUUGUACAAUUGAGAACUUUUUUAAACAUUCAAUGUUUUUGUAUACCGGAAGAGCAAUGGGUAAAUGGGCUUUCAAAUUUGUGAAUUCUAGCGACAAAGCCAGGAAGCUUUGGGUUGGAUUUUCCGAGAUGAAAGGAGGCGAUAGUUGAUUGGAUCCUUGAAGGAGCUAAAGUUUGAGUGGGCAAGAACACUCUUUCUCAAAUAAUAAUCCUAUUUCGUCUUUUGUAUUCAAAUCUUUUUAACCAAGAAUAUGAUUUUAUAUUUU
This is a messenger RNA of Actinia tenebrosa (Australian red waratah sea anemone), 2732 nucleotides long. Its product is annotated as soluble guanylate cyclase 88E. Gene Ontology annotation, cellular component: guanylate cyclase complex, soluble. NCBI's taxonomy places the organism in Eukaryota, Metazoa, Cnidaria, Anthozoa, Actiniaria, Actiniidae. The record is from RefSeq and is a predicted model, not a curated record. Gene Ontology annotation, biological process: response to oxygen levels; cGMP biosynthetic process. Gene Ontology annotation, molecular function: heme binding; guanylate cyclase activity.